Molecule: messenger RNA, 11684 nt
Organism: Photinus pyralis (common eastern firefly)
Lineage: Eukaryota; Metazoa; Arthropoda; Insecta; Coleoptera; Lampyridae
Exons: 8
Coding region: 144-11420 (3758 amino acids)
Source: RefSeq, a predicted model, not a curated record
UUUAUUUCAGUUUCAAUCUGGCCGUCCAGAGAACCAGAUCUUAAAACUUAACACCUUGUUCGAGCUUUAAGAUCUUGCGAAAGAUUGAGUAUAAUUAACGUUCUAUUAGUAAUGUUGCGGUAGUUUUGUGGUGGUGCCAUAAAAUGAGAACUUCUGGCGAACUUGUAUUUAGAGUGUGUAUGUUAUUGUUGGGGCAGGACGUACUUAGAGAAAAACAGCACCACAUCGAACAACUGUUGAAGGAACGAGAUCUGGAAAAUGCAGAAUUCACUAGGGCAGCUAAUCACGCGGAAAAGGUCCAGCAGAAAUUGACCACUCUGAAAGCGGAAUACGAACAUUACCGAUUAGAAUGUGAAAAAAAACUGAACGAGUUUACCGGAGCUUUAGCACAAUUGAAUAUUGAUCGUCAGAGUAUACUUUCUCAACUCGAUGAUGAGAAAAGACGAAACGAAGAUCUACAGUUCAGAUUCGAAGAAGCAGCUAUCACCAAAGGCGAUGUUGAGGUUGUCAACCAAACCAAUAAACACAAAAUAAUUGCCUUGGAAAAACAACUUGCUGCGGAGCGUCUGAAGAGUGAUCAGUUGGAAACGGAAUCGAGCAAACUAUUUGAAGCGGAAGAAGCGUUGGUCAAAUCUCGCGAUGAAAUCGAAUCUUUAAAAUCGAAUCUGGAUAAGGUGGUACAAAAGCGUGACGUUUUGCAAGUCGAACACCAAACAUCAACAGAAACUGCAACGUUCCUAAAACAUCAAUUGGAAACCACAAAAACGGCUUUAGACAAUCUUCAACGGCAAAGUUCAAAACAAAUUGAUGAACUAAAACUGAACGUUGCCACCAGUCGCACAGAUAAAUUCGAAAUAGAAAAAGAAUUAUCAAAUUACAAAGAUAAACUAAAAGAUCGUUCCUCUUCCUGUGAAAUCUACCACCAGGAAAUAACGUCUCUGAAAGAAGAACUAUCACUUGUAAAGUUACAGCUCACUAAAAAAACAACAGAAUCGCACACUGAAGAAAGUAGUCUGAGAAUCGAAGUAGAAAGAUUAAAAGCCGAACUGCUUAGAAAAGAUACUGAACUGCAAUCCAAGGACCAACUGCUGGUUACCAAGACCGAUGAGCUCAGAAGUUUGAAGGCGUUGUUGGAAACCACUCAAAUUGACCUCAACGCGAAAUCCGUGGACAUUGAGAGAUAUCAACGCAGUAAACAAGAUGCCGAGAUUGUUUUCAAUAAAGAAAUUGAGUAUCUUAAAAAAACUCUCAAGGAGAAAAUCACAGAAAGGGAAGAGAUCGAAAAAACGUCUACCAUUCAAAUUACGCAAAAGAACGCCGAAAUAGCGGAGGCGACGAAAACAAUAAGCAGUCACGUUAGUGAAAUUCAAAGGCUCCGAAAGGAUCUGAAUGAAGCGAAGGUAAGCCUUGAACGCAACAGCAUCGAUGUACACGAGAGGCACACUCGCCAGAUUGCAAUUAAGGAAUCAGAACUGAUGGAAUUAGCUGCCGAACUUCAGUUGAAGAAAGAAGAAUUAACAAAAUGUUCCAUUGUCACCACAAAGCUCGAGGAUGAUAUUUGUGCCAAAAACGGAAUCAUCGAUAAACUACAGUUGGAAUUUGAUUCCUUGAAAAAACAAUGCCAAAUGGAUCAAAUUUCCGCUGCCGAAUACACGAAACGUAUUACUGAAUUGCAGUUAACCAAUGGCGAUUUGCAACGAAAAUUAAGCAGUACAGAGGAGGUUAUCAAUGAUUUGAAAGAACAAAAACGCAGACUGGAACAAGAACUUCAGAGUGUGAUCACAUCCGCCGGUGACUACAGCAGUGAAUUGCGUAAACUGAACGCGGCCGUUUUAGAAAAAGAACAAAUGAUUGCAACCGUAAGGGACGAGUACUUGCAAAAAUUGCAACAUUCUCAAGGCAUCGAACAACAACUUCAGUUACAACUGUUGAAGGUCAACGAAGAUUCUAAACGUACCAUUGCCACCUUAGAAGAGCAGAUAAAGACAGUUCAGCAGACUGAGCAAAUGCUGCGCGAUCAGUGUACCGCGUCAAACGCGGAGGCAGUUAAAAUUCGGGAGGAGCUUAUGCUGAAGGUCAACCAGCUGCAGAGCGUAAUUGAAGAAAAGGAGUUCGCUUCGAAAGUGGCAAUCAGCGAUCACGCAGAGAGUAAACGGUAUUUAACAGAGCAAUUGGAGAGGGCUACGGGCGAACUACAAAGGACAAUUGACUCGUGUAAGCUAAAGAUCGACGAAAUAACAGCCGAAAACAUGAACACCAGAAACUUGCUUACCCAAAAAUCUCAGGAACUGAUCGAAUCCGAAGCAAAACUGAAACAUGUAACGUCACAAUUCCAAAUCAACGAAGGUGACCUGCGCCGGGGCCACGAGGAACUAGUGAAACAAAUCCAGUUCGACUUAGGGGAAAAAUCUGCUCUGGUCAGUCAAUACCAAACCGAGUUGGAGUUAUUAAAACGAGACUGUCAGAAUCGUAAUAUAAACGUGGUCGAAAAGGAUCAUAAAAUUUCCGAACUUUCGGCCCAAUUGGAAGACAAUCUUAAAUUAAUUACGCAAUUGCAAAACGAGAAGGACGCGUUACAACUCUCGCAAGUUGAAGUCAACAAAAAUUGGGUGACCCAAAAUCAACAGUGCACGAAUUUGCUUAAUCAAGUGGCAAUUCUUACAGAAAAAGUUGAGCUCGGUCAGAAAUUUGCGGAAGAAUUACAAAUGCAAAAGAAUAUUCACGAGCAGUUACUCAAUCAGUUGAAACUUACUGAGCAACAGAAACGAGAACUUAUUGCGCGUUUGGAAAGUGAAGUAAAUAAUAAUGGAGAUGCCGAUAGGUGCGUGUACAUGUUGGAGCUAGCGAAGAAUCUUCAAGCUUCCUCCACUAACGAAUACACUCAGAAGAUUGCCGAAUUACAAAAGGUGCUGGAGACCACUCGUCUCAGUCUAACAGACAGCCAACUGCAAGUAAAUGCUCAAAAAGAAGAGAUAUUGAGAUUGCAAAACGACAUGCUCAAGGGACAACUAGGCAGAGCGUACAAUUUCGGACCUAAUAACACAUUGAGAAAUAUACAAGGAAACACACCAACUGAUCAUCCAUUACAAAACCCAUUAUUCUUACAAGUUCAGCUUACGAUGAUUAAAAACUCGUACUUCACGCUCAUGCAAAAACUGAUCGAAUCGCUUAAAAUAAACAGUCAAUUGGUUAACUACUUAGAAAGUGCAGUCGUUCAAAAUGAUCAAAAUCAGAUGUACACGUUGCUACGCGAUUUUGUUAACUUCAAACAUUAUAUGCACGCAUUAAGACACAGAAUCGAACGCGAAAGUUAUAAAUUCCAAAAAAUGAUCUCUUAUACCUUACUAAAUUUGCACCGUAAACAGGUCGAAUUGUACAUACAAAAUAAUUACAUACGACAAUUGCAGAAUAAUUAUAAUUCACUGCCAACACAGUGCAAGUUGAUUCGCUUUAAUACCAAUGACAAUAUUGAUUUCGAAUUACCAACUAAUACCCAAAUAGAGCUGGAUAAGGCGCUUGAUUUAAUUAAACUCAAAGACCAACAAAUUCAGAAUCUUCAAACUUAUCUUACCUCGGUCCAGGAUAAUUGUAAAAAUCUAUUCAGUUCCAAAUGCCCUCAAGGUGUGUUCGAGAACAAUCAACCGCAAGCACCGGCGCAACCGUGCGUACCCAAGAUCAUUGUAAAAAAGGUGCGUGUCUUACCAGAAUCCUGCAAACAAAAUUUCGGCAAUUAUCUUCUUCCAUAUUCCAAUGUGCAGAACGGUUCUUUGCGACCAAUACAGAAUUUCCCUCCGUACCUUUCACCGUCGAAUAUCAGAUGGUCCCCUGCAAAUAAUCAGUACUUUAAUCCUAGUCCUUUCCCGUACCCGAAUGAGUACGUUCAGCAGUCAACCACUCCCAUUGCUAACUUGUUGAGUAAAUGUCGUGAAAUUUGUGACUCUGACAGUCGAAAUCUUAGAACCUCUUCUCAAUCAAUUCCUUUGUUCGCCGGUAUUAAUCGAUUGCAGUCUCCAGUGUGGCCCACACAAGAUUUACUAGUCAAUUUCUUAAAGAGACAGGUUCAGGUUCUGGCGGCGCAGUUGGAGAAUUUCAGGGGCCAGCAGCAACCCUAUUCUUCAGUUUUUAAUUCAGGAAUACCUCAACACAUCCUAGGAAGGUAUCCACAAUUGGUUGCUCUUUUACGAAGGCAAAUAAAUAAUCUUCUAUUAAGUAGAGGUUGCCCAUUAAUUUCUCCAGAAAAAGAGGUGGAAAUUGAUAGCCUAAAACGUCAAAUUAACCUUUUAACCACCUAUCUUGGUAGUGGUGGUAUUCCAUAUGGUCCCAUUAUUCCUGCAACAAAUCAGUUGAAACCGUUAUUGCGGAACCUUUUAAUUAGAUUGAAUAACAUAAAGAUGCUUGGACCACAGCCAAAUGUAAUCCAACCCAUUGGCGGUCAGUCACAACAGCCUAUAUCGGAAACACCCGAAAUUGAUCUUCUAAGAACCCAAAUUCCGAAUGUGUUAAGAGAACUGAAUAACAUAAACUUACAACCGAACAGCCAACAGUGUUUGCCCUAUAACGUUGUUGUGCAGCGAAUCCCUAUAAGCUCUCCCGUAUCACUUGGUCAAAUAUCCCCAUUCAACGUUCCAAAAAUAUUGACUCGUGUCGUUCAUGUGCCGGUCUUGCCGAACUCAGGUACUGGAUUUGUACCACUGUCCCAACCUUCACGAUUAAUAAUAAAGAGCAUUCCGGUAUAUCAAUCGCCCUUAUACGCUCAAGGCGUACCAAGUUACUUGAACACACCGUACGCCCCCGAGUCAACAUUAUUUACAACUCCUGGUGGCAGUCGGGGUGUUCCUUACAGUUCACCAGUGAUAAGAACUGUCUAUUUACCGCAGCCUCCUAAAAUUGUCACUAAAUAUGUGAUCCAACCGUGUCCAAAUGUACCGUCUGGCGUAGUUCCCAAUACACUAUUACAACCUGAGAUUUCCAUUUCUUCAUCGAAUCCAGCUUCGGGUAUAUCUGUAACUCAAGACAAUGUCACUUGCGUUCGGCAGCCUCCUCAAGUAAUCAUACAGAAAGUGCCUCAAUAUAUUACACAGCCUUGUAGAAAUGCACCUUCACAAAUUAUAGUCAAUAAAGUUCCUCAUUUCAGUACUCAACCCUUCUCACAGGCUGUACCUUUCUUCCCCACACAGUUUACUGGACAAUAUCCACAAGAACAAUUUAAGUACAUUCCUAUACCCCCUAGAAUCAUAAAUCGCUAUAUUGCUCAUCCAAAUGGUGGAAUUUCUCCAUCUUGGCCUCAGAUUCAUACCACACCACAGAGGUACCCAGCGCAGAUGUGCAUUCAGCAACAUCCACAAAUAAUUACGAGAACUGUUGCAGUUCCGGUACCUCAACCUCCUCGUGUGAUAAUUCGAGAGGUACCCAAAUUUAUGCCGCCAACUGGCUUCUCGUAUGUUCCUUCACUUACAACACCAAACCAAUUUGGUUGUGCGCCAAGGGUCGUAGUGAAAGUUGUUUCAGUACCGAAAUAUAUUAAUUUACCGCCGCGAGUCAUUACUAGAAUCGUACCAGUUGCUCCACAACUGGUGCCCCAAAUUUCCAAAAUUGACGUGCCUAGUUCGCCAAUUGCUCAAACUGGUGGUGUAACGAAUGUAAUUUCUACUUCAGUACCUCCACGUGCCAUCUAUAAGUAUGUACCACAACCAGUUCCACAGAUCGUUUAUCAACCUCCGAAAAUAAUCACUAAAGUUGUAACAGUUCCUGCAGCACCGAGAAUUGUUAUCAAAGAAGUACCUAGAUUUAUACCACAGCCAGGAAUAAGAUACGUGCAAGUUCCUACAUCAACGAUAGAUGAUACAGAUUCAUCAGUUCACCAUUCGGACAGUACUCAUCUAAACGUCCCGGACAUUGGUGUUGUCCCACAAUAUCAACCUCCAAGAAUUAUUACCAAAAUUGUACCAGUUCCUGUACCACAAUCUCCGCAGAUUAUUACAGUACCGAGAUAUAUAUCUCGCGGUUGCCCCAAACAACAAAUUAAAUAUGUACCCAUUCCAACACCAUUCUCGCUAAUUAAACAACAGCCGUUUGUACCCAACCUUGUUACUCCAUCUCAAUUUGGUCAUAUUACACAACCAAACCAGUGUGUGUAUCAACCUCCUAAAAUCAUCACAAGGACUGUACCUGUUCCCCAACCGCCCAGAAUUAUAAUUAAACAAGUGCCAAAACUUAUACCUCAACCCUGUUCGUUUGUGACGGAAGCACCAUCGUCUGUUUUAACCCAAAUGCCUUUGGCUUCAGAUUCCAUUGUACUGGGUGGUCAGUCCCAUAAUACUGGUCAUAUCAAUCUACCGAACCUUUCUGUUUCACCACGUCCGGAACUUUCCCAGAUUACUCCCAAUCAAGUAUCUCGUGUAUGCCCUAGGGAAAUUAAGUAUGUACCGAUCACAAAGAUAGUACACAUUCCGACUCCAACAGUUGUUCCAAAGCAAGAAAUCAGAUAUGUACCGGUUACUAAGAUUGUACGUGUUCCUCUACCUCUUCCUCCACGUAUUGUUACACAGGAGUUACCUAAAGUAUGUCCAAGGCAAGAAAUUCAGUAUGUUCCAGUUACUAAGGUGGUACGGGUACCUUUGCCCCAAGCUCCACAAAUUAUAACUCGUGAGGUUCCAAAGUUUAUUACUCAAGCCUGCCCUAAACAGCAAAUUCAGUAUGUACCAAUUACUAAAGUGUUACCGUUGAUCCAACCUCGUGACUAUGUACCUCAAAUUUUGACGAAACCAGAGAUCAGAUAUGUACCGGUUACUAAGGUGGUCCAUGUACCUCUACCUCGGCCUCCACAAGUUAUUACUCGCGAAGUGCCUAAGUAUAUCUCACAAGUCUGCCCGCAACCGACAGUUAAGUAUGUACCCGUUCCUCAGGUAAUACCUCGAUCUCCACGCAUUGUUCCUGUAGAGGUACCUCGGGUUUGUCCUCAACAACCAAUUAGAUAUGUACCAGUUAUUAAAUCGGUACAAGUACCAUUGCCCCAACCUCCACGAAUAAUAUCUCAAGAGGUCCCCAAAUUUGUGUCACGAAUCUGCCCAAAACAGGAAGUGAAGUACAUACCAGUUACUAAGGUAGUACCUGUUUCAGUACCUCAACCUCCACGUGUUAUUACACGCGAGAUACCUAAAUUUGUUCCUGGAAUUUGUCCAAAACAAGAGGUGAGAUACAUACCAGUUACUAAGACGGUGCCUGUUGUUCAACCUCAACCUCCACGAAUUGUUGUUAAACAAGUACCCAUUUUAAUACCUCAACCUUAUCCAAAAGUUGAAAUAAAAUACAUACCUGUACCUUCUCAGCAGACUCGACCGAAUGUUCCUCACGUUGUAAAUAUACCACAGUACAUACGCAGUCCGCCUAAAAUAAUUACUAAAGUUGUACAGGUUGCGGUUCCCCAACCUCCCCAAAUUAUUACGCGCGAAAUUCCCAGAUUUAUAUCUCGAAUUUGCCCCACACAGCCAACUAGGUAUAUUCCUAUAGUUAAGGUAGAACGCGUUCCGAUUCCUCAACCUCCACAAAUAGUUGCCCAUGCAGUACCGAAAUAUGUACCUCGUGUUUGUCCCAGAGGGGAAAUCAAAUAUGUACCUGUACCUCAACAAUCUGUUGUACCUCAAGUGUGUGCACAGCAACAAAUUAAAUAUGUACCAAUUACAAGAUUAGUUCCAUUGCCUCAAACUCCUCGCGUUAUCACUCGUGAGGUACCCAAACUUGUGCCCCAAGCCUGUCCGAAUCAAGAAGUUAAGUUCGUACCAGUCACUAAAAGAGUACCUGUUUUGGUACCUCAGCCUCCGCAGGUGAUAAUUCAAAAAGUACCCCAACCAUAUCUAAAAACAGUUCCAGUCACAGUACCUUCGGCUCCACGAUUUGUACCUCAAUAUAUUCAGCGACCUCCACAAAUAAUUACUAAAGUUGUACCCGUCCCUCAACCACCACAAAUUAUUACUCGUGACAUACCAAAAUUCAUAACUAGAACUGGUCCAAUUAGAUAUGUACCAAUUAGUGUACCACUUCCUCAACCUCCGCAAAUUGUGGAAGUACCUCGAUUUGUAAAUCGAGUGUGUCCAAAGCAAGAAAUUAAAUAUAUACCAAUUAUACGCGCCGUACCUGGAUCACCACAAAUUAUUACUCGUCAUUUACCCAAGUUUAUCCCUCAAGCUUGCCCAAGACAGCAAAUUCAGUAUGUACCGGUCACUAAAUUAAUUCGUGUUCCUCAACCUCCAGAAAUUGUGAGGCAAUUUGUUCCCCAAAAUUGUCCCAAACAGCCAGUUCAAUACGUACCAGUUACUAAGGUGGUACACGUUCCGUCUCCUAGUAUUCCGUCGGUCGUUUCUGUUCCUCGUAUUGUUAACAAAUAUGUGCCACAACCCUAUCCUGUUCCACGAUACAUUUAUCAACCUCCACAAAUUGUUACCAAAGUAGUACCCCAACCUCCACAAGUAAUAACUCGAGUAGUUCCCAAAGUGAUACGGGAACCAUGUUCUCAACAAAUUAAAUUUGUACCAAUUCCGACCGUACCCUCCGUACAGGUUCCACAAAUUAUCACCAAAGAAGUACCUCGGUAUGUACAGCAACCAUGUCCGAUCCGAAAUAUUCCUAUUCCUCAACCUCCACAAGUCAUUGUUAAAACAGUUCCACGAUAUAUUCGCCAACCUCCGACAAUGGUACCCAUUGAAGUCCCAGUACCGCAACCCAAGCUUAUAACCAGAGUCAUUUCUACUCCACAACCUCCACGUAUUAUAAAUGUUCCACAACCUUAUCCAGUUUUGCAAUACAUUCGGCAGCCACCAGAAAUUAUUACCAAAACAGUACCUGUUGCGGUACCACAGCCUCCUCGAGUUGUGGUUCGGCAAUUACCCUGUCCAGCUUCUGUUGAAACUCCACGCGUUUUAGUGAAAGAAGUUCCACGAUAUGUUUCUGUUCCACAAUCACAACCGCCACAAAUUAUUACUAAAACUGUACCCGUUGUUGUACCACAACCACCUCAAAUUUUAACUCGAGAGGUACCUAAAUAUAUAUUCCAAAAUUGUCCAAAUCCAGGAGUCUCACGGGUUGUACCACAAUGUCCUGAUGUUUCUCCACGUGUUAUCGUUCAACAAGUACCGAAGUAUAUUCCACAAACAUGCCCGCCACAAGAAGUCAGAUAUAUACCCAUUCCACAACCUGUGAUUGGAACCUCUCCCCCGCCUCUUGUUACUGGUACUAGCGUUCAACCUUUACCACUGAGUGAUUCCCUUAAGGGCGAUUAUCCAACUGCGCCAGUUAAAUGUACACCACAAUACAUUGUCCAACCUCCUAGAGUAAUUACAAAGAUUGCACCUCCGCAAAUCGUUAUUCGCGAAGUACCAAAAUACAUAAAUCAACCUAUUUCAACUCCUCAAAUUGUUUACAAGUCCGUUCCACAGCCUUGUGCACAACCGCAAAUCAGAUAUGUACCUGUUGCCCAGCCACCAAUAAUAAGAACUGUACCUACUUCAAAUGUUCAAAUCGAACCAAGGGUAGUAGUAAAAGUUGUCCGCGUUCCUCAACCUCCUAUUGUGAUUAACAGGUGUGCCCAGCCCCUUCUUCCAUUAAGACCUACACAACAGCUUUAUCCUUUCAUUCGACCCACUCAAAAUGUAAAUGAUCAAGAUGAUGUGUCAGAUAUCCUCACGAAGCACAGUGGGCACUCAUACUUCCCACAGUCACCACAACCUCCUCAAGUAGUUUUCAAAUACAUACCUCUACCAUGUCCACGUUUGCCUUCUACACCCGUGCCACUUGUCAAAGUGAUAGUUAAGCAAGUACCCGUUUCACAACCACCUAAAGUGAUUGUAAGAAAGGAGCCAUAUUUCAAUAGAGAACUCUGCCCAAUGGUACCACUUCCUAGAACAAUAAUUAAGGAAGUACCGGUACCCUGCCAACAAAAUGUCAAUGUACCAAGGUACAUUAUUCAACAAGUGCCGAUGCCUCAACCUCCAAAAAUAAUCAUCCGAACACUUUCUUCUCCACCACGGAACAUAAUCAAAGAAGUACCAGUACCUGUGGUAGCAGGUGCCUCUUGCCCUCCACCUCAAUUAAUACGCCAACAAGUUCCCAUUCCUCAAAUAAGAACAGUUGUUAAACAAGUUCCGAUUUCCCAACCUCCAAGAAUUAUUAUUAAAACUGUACAAGUACCGCAACCACCUCAAGUGAUUUUGAAAAAGGUUGUUGUACCACUACGAGGUAAUGUCGAAUGCCCGACACCCAACAUCAUUCAAGUUCCCGUUCCCCAACCUCCGAGAAUUAUAAUAAAACAAGUCCCAAUUGUACAACCUCCUCAGGUUAUAGUCAAAGAAAUUCAACCUUACUCUUCUCAAGCUACCAUUAAUGAUCACAACUGGAACCGCUCGAAUCUGCGUGAAGUUCCUAAAGUAGUAAUACAACCAGUUCCUCACGUUCAAAUAAAAUACGUUCCGGUGCCGACGAUGAGCGGUGUCACUUGCGCGCUUCCAAAAUUGUUCCUACGCAAAGUUUUCGUACCGCAAGCACCGAUCAAAGUUUUUACGAGGGUAGUUUUACCAGACCAGUUGCAACCAAUUGAAAAAGAAAUCAUUAUACCUCGACUUCCCGAACCGAUUACAACCGUUGGUAUUGGAGCGACCGAUUCAAAAGAUGUGCAAAUUUAUAACCUUCAGAAUCGUCUUAAUGCGUGCGUAAACGGUCAAGGGGGGACGCCGCAGGUCGAAAAGCAGAGGCGAAUAAUUCAGGUACUCAAAAACAAGCUGCGCAGUAAUACAUGUUCCGUGUACGAGGAGACUAGAUCACCGGCACUUAAAGUACCAUUACCGAUGAUGCGUUUGAUCACAACAACACAACAAACACCUCGAUCUUUAAGCCAAACAUCACAAUCUACAGGAUUACACACAAUUGUUUUAUCGGCGUUGCAUGAAGCGUUUAGUUAUACACAAAAAGCACUAUCGAAAUGUAUGAAUGCACUUUUAAUUCGACAGUUAGAUAAGGCACCCGAAUCCGGGACAUCUUUACGCACUCAACCGUUCAUAGAAGACAAUCAUCAAACAGAAGGUCAAAUAGAAUUUCUCAAUUCAAUUAUAGUAGAUAUGCAAAGAAAAAACGAAGAGCAGCGUGCGAGAAUUCGACUUUUAGAAUCCGGGUUUAGUCCCGCUGCAGUAAAUGAUUUAGAUUUACUUGAACAACCAUCUAAGACAAGAGCUCCUAGGGUUUACUGCGAUAUAUGCGAGAUAUUUGACGAUCACGAAACAGAAGACUGUCCGCUACAAGCUACCGACGCCGGUUUAGUACGUCCACCUCGUAGGAAUAAGAGGGCGGCACCUACAAAUAGGCCUUAUUGUGAAAUUUGUGAACUUUUCGGGCAUUGCACAGAAGACUGCACGGAGCAAGAUCAAACGUUUUGAAUGUACUAUCGUAGUAAUUAACAAUAACGUGAUAUUUGUAUAAAGUUUAGGUAAGUAGGUACACAACUAAACAAUUCUUGUGUAACAAACAGAUGAUAUAUUUUCGUUACUUGUUAAACGGAGCUUCAACGUUAGUCUAUUGUUACAUAAUGUAGAACAUGUUUCAUAUUUAUUACACUUCCUUGUAAAUGUUUGUCAAAUUAAUUGCUAUCGCUAGUCUUUUGGAGAAUGAAAAAUAAAUUGACCAGAUUACUUAUCAGCCUA